CCAAGAUGAAGACUUGGAGCUUCCAUUGUUUGAUCUGCAUACAAUUAUUACUGCCACUAGUAAUUUUUCAGAGAAUAAUAAGCUUGGAGAGGGUGGUUUUGGACCUGUAUACAAAGGUAUACUUGAAGGAGGUCAAGAAAUAGCUGUGAAGAGACUAUCAAUGUGUUCUAGACAAGGAGUCACUGAGUUCAAAAAUGAAAUUAAACUAAUUGCCAAGCUUCAACAUCGAAAUCUUGUAAAGAUAUAUGGUUAUUGUAUUCAUAGAGAAAUGAAAUUAUUAAUUUAUGAGUAUAUGUCCAACAAAAGCCUUGACCAUUUUAUCUUUGAUGAAAGGCAAAGCAUACUAUUAGAAUGGCCUAAACGUUUUGAGAUUAUAUGUGGAAUUGCUAAGGGGCUUCUCUAUCUUCAUCAUGAUUCUAGAUUGAGAAUUAUACAUCGAGAUCUCAAAGCCAGUAAUGUGUUACUUGAUAAAAACAUGAAUCCCAAAAUUUCAGACUUUGGCUUGGCUAGAUGUUUUGGUGGAGACCAAAUAGAAGGAAACACAAACAAAAUAGUUGGAACUUAG
This is a messenger RNA of Humulus lupulus (European hop), 565 nucleotides long. RefSeq names its product G-type lectin S-receptor-like serine/threonine-protein kinase At4g27290. Gene Ontology annotation, molecular function: ATP binding; protein tyrosine kinase activity. Gene Ontology annotation, biological process: protein phosphorylation. The record is from RefSeq and is a predicted model, not a curated record. Bases 161 to 565 code for a protein of 134 amino acids. The transcript has 3 exons. NCBI's taxonomy places the organism in Eukaryota, Viridiplantae, Streptophyta, Magnoliopsida, Rosales, Cannabaceae.